GAUUGCGACACGGUCUACCAUAAUGAACAAACAGGUACAAGAUAAUAUGCUCUCCGUCAUACAAAAGUUCCUCACAAACGCACCACCUGGAUGUGAUGUCGAAAUCAGCGUUAAAUACAAUCUUGCUAAAGAAGGGCAGCAGGUGCAAGCAUAUACAACUACUAUGAAGACAAUGGAACCAGUUUCAAGCAAGCUUCGCAACGCGGAUUCUUCAGGUUCAACAACACUUUUGGUGCGAAAACUAAGAUCAGAGGAGCGUGUUCCCAUAAAGGGAGCAGUGCCAGUUCUUUCUCCAAAGAAAAUUCAGGAGGAUACGUCAAGAUACGAAAAUCUACCCGAAGGCAGGAAGUUGAUGGAUGAUGAGGUCAAUGUAUCCGCAGAAGUAUUCAAAAAAUCGAACUCUGAUAAGAAGAAAAAAAUGAAGACUACCCAGUCAAGUGAUCCGGAAACCGACGAAAUUGCCACUAGCGAACUAUUUCCAGUGAAAAAAGCUCUUCGCUACAACAAGAAUUCCGGAAAAUACGAUGACAUUUCUUACUAGUUAUUUUAAUUAAUGAUUCGCUAAUGUUUUUCUGCUAAGAAAGUUCCGCGAUGUGUUCACUACCGUAGCGCUUCCUGGUA
Messenger RNA from Cylicocyclus nassatus, 621 nucleotides. NCBI's taxonomy places the organism in Eukaryota, Metazoa, Nematoda, Chromadorea, Rhabditida, Strongylidae. The record is from the annotation of a GenBank genome assembly.